GUGCCGUUUUUGAAUCCGUUUGUUUACUAAACCAAUGAUAACGUGAUUUUAGUCAGCCGUAAUUCGAAAUGUGUACUAACAAAGCAGUUUUCCAAGUUUUAUUACUCUCCAAUUAUUUCAAAAUUAUACCCAGUCUAAUAAAUUAAAAAUAUUGAAGUGACAAUGAUACCAAAUACUCCGUUUUGUGUUAUAUUCACAAAUUACGACGUUGUUUUCAGCGGCAGGUGUUUGACCACAUUUGUUUGUUCAAGAGACACGUACCGGGAGACCAUACCAUUUGGAGGUACUGCAAUUACACAUAACGAUCGUUUAUCACCAGCAGUUCCAACUUUGGCGGCUGAAGCAACAGCCACCGAAACUACUAUCUCCUCACUACCACACACAUCGAUCACAACUCCGCAACCACAAUCACCUCCACACAAGACUCCCUCGCCGUGCAGUCCGUUCGGCCAGGACAGUUUUGUUAAAGAAACAGAAGACUGUAAAAAGGAUUCGCAGGCGGAUUCUUAUAUUCAAGCACCAAAAACUGAAAAAAUCCCGAACUCCAAGUCGUCUAUUGAAACCACAAAUCAAACUGAGGAAAUUGUGCACACUGAUAAACCACGAUUCUACUCUUCGAUUUUAGGUGGUAAUAAACCCUACAGUGGUGUUGUAUUAACACAAGCGCAACGUAAAGAAUACCCGGUUGAGGUGGUAAGUCGACGAUUAACAGCAACUCCUAUCGAAGAUAGCUCCAGUGAUUCUGAUUCGGAUGCGGAAGGCUCCAAACUUAUUGUUGAUGAAAAACCAUUGGUUCCUGAAGAUAAACCACUGUCAUUGCGUUUGCGUAGCACUCCGCCUCCAUUAGAGAAGCGUCCUAGUCCACCUCCGCCACCAGAACCAGCAGUACGGUGCAGUGUUAUACAACGAACACCAAAACCAGCACCAACACCACCUCAUCGUCCAAAUCAACACGAGGUUUUACUGCCUCCCGGUUCUCUUGAACACCUCGGACCCGAACAACAAGAACCUAUUGACUAUCACGUGCCGAAACGGCGUUCGGCUUCAAUCGAUAGUGACGAAGAGCAAACUGAUUCGUUGAACACAAAACGUUUAGAACGUGAACGAAAAUUGCGUGAAGCUCGUAGACGUAGCGCAAUAUUAGCCGCACGUGCUGUGCUUGCCCAAGCGAGACUUAAUCCACGUCUGGUACGUAGYCUACCCGGUAUCUUAGCAGCAGCAGCUGGACACGGCCGUACAUCGUCUACAGGAGCCGGUCAAGGUUUCCAAGGCUCUAGUGGCUUCGGAGGAAAUAAUUCAGGCAGCGGCAACAAUCAAAGCCCAAGCGGAGGUGCAGGUUCACCUACAGGCUUUGGUGGUGCGCUAGGCGGCAGCGGAGGUGCUGGAGGUGGUAUGGGCGGCGGUCGUGACGGUCGCAGUAAUUACGGUCCAAAUUCACCACCAUCUGGUGCUCUUCCUCCAUUCUACGAGAGUUUAAAAAGUGGCAACACAAUGAAUUCAUCAUCUUCAUCGUCGGCGAAUUUCAAUGGAAAUUCAAAUUUCUUAAUACAAAAUGCAGCGGCAGCUGCUUAUUUAAUGUCCGCAGCGGGUGGAAACGGUGGCGGUCAGCAGCAUUCAAAUAAUUAUUUAGAUUGUAGUUCAACGAAUGCAAACAGUGCAGGAGGUGUGGGUAGUGGUGUGAACGAUAGUGGUAGCGGUGGCUUGGAGAUCACCACAUUUGCCAAUGGCCAGGCGUACGGCAUUAUAUUGAAGGAUGAGCCGGAUAUUGAGUAUGACGAAGCCAAAAUUGAUAUCGGUGCUUUCGCGCAGAACAUUAUUCAAGCAACUAUGGGGAAUUCGGGAAAUUUCAAUGCUGCGGCCUAUGAAGACGCAAUCAUGUCGGAUUUGGCCAAUUCGCAAGGUCCCAACGGCUCUGUAGAUCCAUUACAAUUCACCGCCACACUUAUGCUGAGCUCACAGACAGAUCACUUACUGGAACAACUCUCGGAUGCAGUCGAUCUUAGUUCUUUUCUGCAACGUGACUGUGUGGACGAUGAUAAUUCCACCAGUCCCCGACAGGAUUUCGAGCUGGUUUCGACGCCAUCACUCACGCCCGACUCGGUGUCCAUAACGCCUGUGGAUACCAACAAUGGAGGCAAUCUAGAUACAUUCCACGAGAGUCUUAUACAACAAAUAACCAAUAACAUUUCGCGCAAUCACAUUGGCAGCAACCAAAAUGGUAACAUGCAAUCAUAUCCAUUCGAGCGUCAGCCACAUCUGAACGGCAACCAGCAACAUCUGGGCAACGAGCAGCAUAAUGUGAAUCAUCAACAGCAACAACCACCACCAUCCUACCAACAUGCGACACGUGAUUUGUUGCAAAUGCAACAACAGCAACAACAACAUCAUGCACAAACACAUUCUUAUCAACAACAGCAGCAACAUCAUUCCAACUCCAUGUUGCAACACGGUGGUCCAAUGUUGUUGGCCCAGCAACCACAACAACACGCCUACCAACAACACGGUCAUCCAUACGGUCCAGCGCAGCAUCAUCACCAGCAACCGCAUCACAUUGUGCCGCCUCACCAUAUGCAACAUCACCAUCAUCACAGCAGCGAUAACAGUAAUUUGUCGCUGCCCUCACCGAAUGCAGCACAUCUGUCGGCGCAUCACGGCAUGUCCUCGGCAGCGAGCAACUCGUCGGGCGCCUCCACUUCCGGUCUGCUAGACGCCAGCACGGCGAUGCUCGAUACCAAGCCGCUGAUACAAAGCGUAAGUCCCACACAUUCGACCGGCAGUUCCAAUGCAAGUUCUUGCGCUUUGGGUACUAGAAAAUUGAGCACAAGCUCCUCUUGCGCGUCCGCAACGAUGGUGGCGCCAGCGUCACUGCGUAGUGUGGCUGCCGCAGCGGCAGCUACAGCCGCUGGCAUACUGCCACCAUCGCCCACUGUCGCCAUGCUGCACGAAAGCAAAGUGCUACAGCAGAGGUUGGGUUUACCACCUGAAGUGCAACUGGAAUUCGUCAACGGCGGUCAUGGCAUUAAGAAUCCACUCGCCGUGGAGAACACACACUCGGGUCACCAUCGUAUACGCAGCAUCGAUUGCGUAGACGAUUUGAAGAAGAGCGGCAAUGUCAGCACUGACGGUUCGGAGAGCGGCGGCGGUGGCUGUGCCGGCGAUGGUUCCAAAUUCGUCUGUCGCAUCUGCCUGAAAUCGUUCUCGCUGCAACGCCUGCUGAAUCGCCACAUGAAGUGUCACUCGGAAAUCAAACGCUAUCUGUGCACCUUCUGUGGCAAGGGCUUCAACGACACCUUCGAUCUGAAGCGCCACACGCGCACACACACCGGCGUGCGUCCGUACAAGUGCAACUUGUGCGAGAAGAGCUUCACGCAGCGCUGUUCGCUGGAGUCGCACUGCCUCAAGGUGCACAGCGUGCAGCAUCAGUACGCCUACAAGGAGCGACGCGCUAAGAUGUACGUUUGUGAGGAAUGCGGUCACACGACUUGCGAGCCCGAAGUGCACUACAUCCACUUGAAAGAGAAUCAUCCCUACUCACCCGCUUUGUUGAAGUUCUACGACAAGCGUCACUUCAAGUUCACAAACUCGCAAUUCGCCAACAACUUGCUGGGUCAACUGCCAAUGCCGGUGCAUAAUUAAAAGUGUAUGCUACAUACAUACUCACACAUAUAUUUAUAACGUAGUUAGUUCAAUUGACACAUUUGAGUUUUCGAAAAACUGCCCAUAUACGGAGAUUAUUAUAUAUUCUGCUUACCUUUUACCACUUGUACUAUAUAAACAUUAUUGAAAGCGCGUAUUUCAUUUAAGUUCUUUUGGCUAAAAAUUUUUAUUGUGAAUUUUUUUUCAUACACCCUAAAUUUACUACAAAACAUGUUUGCGCUUCAGACCGGCUGCGUGGCGUUUGCUCGCCUUGUUGGCAGCGCGUCUGCAUUGCAAACAUUCAUACAUACAUACUUACAUUAAGAUUAAGAAUUUUCGCAUAUUUAUUGAAAAAGCAAGACAUAUGGUUAGGCAAAAUGUUUAAUUUUUAGCGUAUACUUUUAGCUAUUGUAUAUUUAUUAGAGAAUUUGAAGUCAUAUUUAAGUUGCUAACACUGCGUAACUAAUUCUCAUUACCUUUAAGUUUGUAAAAUAUUGGGAUUUUCGCGUUGUAAAGUUGGUAUAAGAUAAUUUGGCAAUCGCCGCUGCCUUAAGCUUAAAUAUAAAAGUGUAUAUACAUAUAUUAUUAGCAGAUAUUAGCCACGAAAGCAUUAAACCGCUAUUUUAGCUUAGCUUGUCUUUUACAGUUAUUUCGUAUAAGUUAUUUAUAGUUUUUCCCAUGGCAAAGCAUUGAAAUCACUUUCGUACUUUAAUAUAUUUUGAAUUAAAAAAUUUUUCUUUACUAA
Messenger RNA from Bactrocera latifrons, 4381 nucleotides. RefSeq names its product protein ovo (gene ovo). The transcript has 5 exons. Lineage: Eukaryota; Metazoa; Arthropoda; Insecta; Diptera; Tephritidae. The record is from RefSeq and is a predicted model, not a curated record. Gene Ontology annotation, cellular component: nucleus. Gene Ontology annotation, biological process: epidermal cell differentiation; regulation of transcription by RNA polymerase II. Bases 163 to 3636 code for a protein of 1157 amino acids. Gene Ontology annotation, molecular function: RNA polymerase II cis-regulatory region sequence-specific DNA binding; DNA-binding transcription factor activity, RNA polymerase II-specific.